Molecule: messenger RNA, 1648 nt
Organism: Brassica napus (rape)
Lineage: Eukaryota; Viridiplantae; Streptophyta; Magnoliopsida; Brassicales; Brassicaceae
Product: DNA-directed RNA polymerases II and IV subunit 5A-like
Exons: 4
Coding region: 689-1366 (225 amino acids)
Biological process (GO): DNA-templated transcription
Cellular component (GO): RNA polymerase III complex; RNA polymerase I complex; RNA polymerase II, core complex
Molecular function (GO): DNA-directed RNA polymerase activity; DNA binding
Source: RefSeq, a predicted model, not a curated record
UUUUUGAUAUUUUGCCCAUCCCUAUAACCAAUUACACAUCUAAAAUCGAACUGAAUCGAUGUCGUGAACUAGAAAACUUUCAUUAAUAUAUUAAAUUCAUCAGUUUACCAUAUAUUAAAUCUUAAAUAAUAACGAGUAAACCCAAGGAUCAACUGCAUGUGCUUUUAAAUUUGUCAUCCAUGGGACUGUUAAUUAAUUAAAUAACGAUAAAGUUAUGUAAACUUUCCUUAAGACUAAUAAAGGGACCAAAGCAGAUGUCAAAAAAAAAGAAGGGACCAAAGCUCUUUGUAAUAAAUAAAGGUUUAAAAGGGUUAGCUUGCUCUCUACUUUUCUUUUCCUUAUAAAGUGAAACCCUACCGACUUCUUCGCGGCUGACCAACAAAUAAAUAAAAAACAUUCGGAAUCUUCCAGACACAUCCACUAUUGGCUGCUCUCUGGUACGUGAAAACUUGUUCAUAUGUUUCCUCGUCUCUGCUUGGUUAAAUUGUUUUCUUCUCCCAAGUAUCGCCAUGGACUAGACUCUUACCUCCUUCGAGUCUAGCACACAUAAAUUAAGAGCUGUCUGCAACAUUAAUUAAACAUUAAUUACAUGUGCAACCUCUUAGGUUUUUCAAGAUCAUUAGCAAAUUGCACAGUUUAAAUGCUUUUUUCACUAUGGUUAACUUUGAAGACCUAUAUAUAAUAAGACAUGGUUUUUGAGCUUUGCAGAUUUUUUUACUGUGAAAAAAUGUGUGAAAAUAUGAGUUUAUCCGAAGAAGAAAUCAGAAUGCUUUUCAGAGUCAACAAGACACUUAACCAUAUGCUCAAAGAUCGUGGGUACAUUGUCACGGAUGCUGAACUUGAGAUGACACAAGAACAGUUUAUCGACCAAUACGGCGAGAACAUGGAAAGAAAAGAUCUUGUUAUUCUCAAGACUAAGAAGAACGAUGAAUCUGAUAAGAUCUUUGUCUUUUUUCUACAAGAAACAAAAGUUAAAAUGGUCGGCAUCAAGGCUUGCUUUGAGCGCAUGGUAGCUCAGAACGUCUUCAGAGCAAUUCUUGUUGUGAGGAAGGAUAUGAAUCGCUUCGCUCUCUCUGCUGUAACCGACGCAAACUCAAAACGAAUACUUUACUUGGAAAGUUUUAAGGAGACAGAGCUUCUAAUGAACGUGAAGGAACACGCUUUUGUUCCGGGGCAUAUAGCUCUGACAACUGAGGAGAAGAACGCUUUGUUGGAGAAGUACACUGUGCAAGAGAAUCAGCUUCCACGUAUUCAGUAUACGGACCCUAUAGCGAAAUACUAUGGGCUAAAACGUGGAGAAGUCGUGAAGAUCAUACGCAACAGUGAAACAUCUGGUCGUUAUGUCACAUACCGCUUUGUUAUAUGAUACUAAGAGCUUCUGAUAGGAUCAGAUCAUGGAGUUACCGGAUAAAGACUUAGAACGACUUCAUUAGUUUUUUAAUUUAGUGAAAUUUUCAGUUUUGGUGAGGAGAUGUAAGGAACUUUAUAUGUUUUUAUCUCAAUCAAUAUAUAUAUAUAGAUAGUAGUUGAAAGACUUGGACCUUGAUCAUGAUAUAUAGUGCAUGUCAAGAAUAGACACUGCUCAAUGGCUAUAUUAUAAGUAAUCAAACUAAAAAAAAAACUCAAGUCCUAAAAACUGAAAAGCGGA